ACCCCCGCUGUUUGCCGACGUGGUAUCUCCCGAGAAGAGCAGUCACCUCCCCUCCCUAAGUCAGAUUUGUCUCCACUCCAAGGAAAUACACUGUACCUUCGAAUCGAGUAAAGAAAGUGUAGUUAACACUCUUCCAGCUGGACGGCCACAGAUACAGACAAAAAGGCCAGGUCGUCUUCAGUGAAGGAGGCUGGCGUACAAAUAGGCUGACAAGCCAUGAGGAGUAUACUUCUGAAUCCCUGAGAGAUCCUCUGAACACUCCUCCCUCCUUCUUCCAAUGUCUCACUGGUUGGGGCCAUGGCCUCUCAGUCAGGCAACAUGAACCGUGAGGACCGGAAUGUGCUCCGAAUGAAAGAAAGAGAAAGGAGAAAUCAAGAAAUCCAGCAGGGAGGAGGCGAGGCCUUUCCAGCAAAUUCCCCUCUCUUUCCUGAACCUUACAAAGUGUCCAGCAAGGAAGAUAAACUGUCCAGCCGUAUUCAGAGCAUGCUGGGCAAUUACGACGAGAUGAAAGAGCCGAUUGGUGACACACUUCCAAAGAUUGGUGGUAAACCUUCUAACAGCUCGUCUUCCUCAGAGGAGAAAUCAGGCCCGCCUUUGUUUGGUGGGGACCAGCGUAGCGGUGGCAGCAGCCAGAGCAGCAAGUGGACUCCUGUUGGCCCCGCAGCAGGUGGAUCUUCAUCUCAGUCCCAGAAACGCUCAGGACUCCAAGGUGGGCACGGUAGCCAGAGGGGCAACGGAGGGAGUAGCGGCAGCAGCAGCAGUAGCCAAAGACACGAAAAGAAGUCAAGUAAACACAGCGGAGGGUCAGAGCACUCAAAGUCGCACACGUCGAGUCCUGCGAAGGGCUCACUGAGUUCCUCCAGCAGCAACAGCCACUCACGGAGCUCCUUGUCUGCUGAGCAACAUCACAGCAAGGAGCGCUACCGUUCCAAGUCCCCGCGAGACAGAGAGGCCAACUGGGACUCGCCCUCACGGGUUCACACCUCCUUCCCCACCGGACAGCACUCGAGUCAGGCCUUUCCCCCAUCUCUCAUGUCCAAGCCCGGCUCCAUGCAGCAAAAGCCCACAGCCUAUGUGCGGCCUAUGGACGGCCAGGAAACGGCAGAACCCAAGAGCUCACAAGCAGAAAGCUACAGUGGACAGUCGCACAGCAGCACCAUGGGAGAGAUGAAGUCCAACGGCAAGGCCUCGCUUUCCAAACUCAAGAUCCCCUCACAGCCUGUAGAGGGAUCUGGUGACGCUAACUGUGUCGACGAGAUUCUGAAGGAAAUGACUCAAUCGUGGCCCCCUCCGCUGACAGCCAUCCACACCCCCUGCAAAACAGAACCCUCCAAGUUUCCAUUCCCCACGAAGGAUUCUCACCCCUUUCCCAGCGGACACAAGCGAGGCAGUUCAUCCAAGAGCUCCAGCAGCCACCAGUCCAAAGCUUGCGAUGACCAGCCAACUAUGCUUGAAGAUGACCUCAAGCUAAGCAGCAGUGAAGACAGUGAUGGAGAACAGGACCCUGCCAAGAAUACCUCAAGAAACACAUCAGCAAGCAAUAAUAGUGAAGGAGCUGAGCCAUCGAGGGAUGACUCCAGCAGCCACAGCGGCUCAGAGAGCAGUUCAGGCUCCGACAGCGAGAGUGAAAGCAGCACGACGGACAGCGAAGCCAAUGAGCACCCGCGGCCCGCCUCUCCUGAACCUGAACAGCCAAUGGCCAACAAAUGGCAGCUGGACAACUGGUUCAAGAAGGCCAAGCAGUUCUCCCCAGCUUCUCCAGUGGACAACAAUAAUGUUCCAACCAAGUGCAAGAAAGACAGCCGAGAAAACAGCUCAGGACGCGGCUAUGGUAGCCAGGGAGGGGGGUCAAAAGACUCAUCAGCACCCGCCCCAAGCAGGGACCUUCGGGCAGCGCAAAAGGGCGGUGAGAGUGGCCGUGGACGGCAAAAAUCCCCCGCCCAGAGUGAGGGCAGCACGGGUAACCGAAGGCCUGUGGGUAAGAAACAGCCUAAAAAGUCUGAGAAGCCCCCAGUGGUGGAGGAACCCAAGGGAGGUUUGAGAGUAGAGAGUGAGCCGGCUCCAGAGAUACCUCCUCACCGGCCCAAAGCUGCUACCAAGGGUUCCCGCAAACCAAGCAUCAAAAAAGAGCCUAAAUCGUCUCCACGGCCCACCGCAGCUGCCGUCACCACCACUGCAGAUAAACGUAAGGCCAAGGCGCCCACCAAGACUUGCCAGAAGUCCCGUGAAUUUGUUGAUACAGACUCUUCGUCGUCAGACUCUGAGGGGAAUGACAGCAUCCCGUCCUCAUCUCAAACACCCAAGUACACAGAGAGCAUCAGGACGCCUGUCUGUGUGUUUUCUCCAAUGGAGGAGAAAGAGCUGUUGUCUCCACUCAGUGAACCUGAUGAGCGCUACCCAGCAAGGCAACCACAGCAGCAGGUUUUACUAGUGAAAAUAGAUCUCAGCUUGCUGUCUAGGAUUCCAGGGCGGCCCUACAAGGAGCCUGUGGAGAUAAAAGUGGAGAGGGACGAUUCUCUAGACAGGGACAGCAAAGAAUUCAGCAAGCAGAACUCUGAGAAGAGCUCCAGCAAGAAGAGGAAACACAAGAAUGAUGAAGAAGGCACGAAGACAGAGAGCAAGCGAUGCAAGCUUGAGGAUAAGUCUGUAUCUCAUCAUAAAAGCAGCAGUAAAGAGUCUAAGAGAUCUCUAGAGAAGAAAGAAGAGCCAGUCCCCUCUCCUUCCAUGUCAGGUCUUCAGCGGACACCAAAGGCAGAGCAUCCGAGUCGGAAGAGGACAGUCAGCCAGUCCUCCACCUCUCUGUCCAGCGGGACAGGAAGUGGAAAGGAGGGGAGCCACAGUACCAAGGGCAACUCCACCUCCAAACACAGAAAAGGAGAGGACAAGGGACGCAGCACACGUGAGGGAAAGGAGAAAUCCUCAAAGGGCUGUGAUAACCAGCUGGCUGUGCCUCCGCUCUCCACGGACGGCUCCAAGUCUCAGAGAUCCAAGCUGGUGUUUGAGGACAGGGUCCACUCAGCAGAUCACUACUUACAAGAGGCCAAGAAGCUGAAACACAAUGCAGAUGCACUGUUGGACCGUUUUGAAAAGGCAGUUUACUACUUGGACGCGGUGGUGUCCUUUAUUGAAUGUGGUAAUGCUCUGGAGAAGAGCGCCCAAGAGGCCAAGUCUCCCUUUCCCAUGUAUGCUGAAACAGUGGAGCUGAUCAAAUACACUAUGAAGUUAAAAAGCUACAUGGCCCCAGAUGCUACUUCAGCAGACAAGAGGCUAGCUGUGCUUUGCCUGCGAUGCCAGUCCCUCCUCUACCUGCGGUUAUUCAAGCUGAGGAAAGACAGUGCACUAAAAUACUCCAAAACACUCACCGAACACUUAAAGAACUCUCUGAGUAACACCCAGGCUCCCUCUCCUGGAAUGGGAAACAAGGCAGCGGGCAUGCCCUCUCCAGUGUCUCCAAAACUGUCACCAGGCACCGCCGGUGGCUACUCGUCAGUCAGCAACAGUAGCAGCGCCAGCUCGUCUGUGACCAUACCUCAGCGUAUCCACCAGAUGGCUGCCAGCUACGUCCAGGUCACCUCCAACUUCUUGUAUGCCACAGAGGUCUGGGACCAGGCUGAGCAACUAUCUAAGGAGCAGAAAGAGUUCUUCUUGGAGUUGGACAAGGUGAUGGGUCCUCUGAUCUUCAACACCAGCAGCAUGACAGAACUGGUGCGUUACACACGGCAGGGCCUCCACUGGCUGCGCCUGGACGCAAAGCUAAUUCCCUAGCAAGGACUCGCUCCCUGCGCGCUGCUUCUAACACACACACACACACACACCCACACCUCAGCCUCUCGUGUUCAGCAACAUGUGCUCAAAGACACACGCAUGCCCUCAUAGACAGACACACACAAAUCCAUACGUACUGUAUGCACACACAGUCCACCUCUGGUCCUUCAUGUACACACACACACACACACGUGAUGAACUUCUCAGACAUAUCUUCAACACUGUGUCCAUUUUCUACACCAGCUUGCCAAAAACACUGAGCAAUUUAGGACAUCUCACACCUUCAACAGCACCACACAGGGAGAAGCAACGAAACCGCACGGGGGAAAAAUGAUGGAGCUUAUUGCCAUGCUUCAUAUAUCGGCAUUCUUACAAAAUCUUUGAAGGCCAUGUUUUUAUCUAUUCGGCAAGGAAAUGCUGGGUGAAUUAUUUAUUAUGAAUACACUAAAAAUGGGGGUUGGUUUAUAGGCUACUUUGGCUUUUAACUUUUUAUUUUACUUUGUUUCACCAAAGUACCUCCCAUGAACACCAAAGGUGCUUUAAAAUGAAGGUUUCUCUUUAUCAUUUUUGUGCCUUGUGUGUGAGCUACAGGAAAACAAAUGAUCACCUGUCAUAUCUGAAUGAAUACCUUUCCUUUUCCGUCUUUUUUUUUUCUUUUUCCAUUUGCUUUUGCGACAGUUGUCAUUUUAUACAUUUAAACAUUUGGCAGUUAAGGAAAGCUGGCAACAAUUAUGUUUUUAUUGCAGUCACUCAGUUUAAAAUCACGUCCUGUUAAUAUAUUUGACAUUUUAGAGAAAAGAUGGCGUUGGCUCAGUCUCGGUGGCCUCUAAUUAAGCUACCUUAAACCAUCUUGAUUUAUCUUUUCAUCAAUGUCUUUAGGCGCUAAAGGUUAAUUUUGGAACGUGCCCACAAGAUUUAAGGACUGUAGGAAGGGCUACUGUGCACAGCAGAUUAAUACUUCUGACACACAUAUUUAUAAAUGUCCUAAUGAGUUAUAUUGAUCCAUGUAUUGUUUUCUAACAUUGUCUUUUUAUUUACCAGAAUCUUUAACUUUUUUUCUUUUUUUUUUGCCCUGCUAGCAAAUAAAAUAUUGGUCAGUUGUUUAAGUUGUUCUCUUUUGGAUGUUUAGAGCAGCUUGGCCUCUAGGGGCUGCUAGCGGGGGGUUUUAGACUUGCAGCCUUAUUUAAAUUGAUCAUGUCAAUGUUCUCACUAAGAGAUUUGCUGCUUCUUUGAAGCUGUACAAUAUGAGUCUCUUCCCAUGAAAUGUUUUUACACUGUAGCUUCAUUGUUCAUUCAGAAAUUUCCUCGAGGAAGAGUCACUACAUACAGUGUUAUUCUUUUUUUUUUUAUCCCCUUGUUUGCUCAGUGUAUUUUUCUAAGGAACAGCAGGGAGUGUUUAAGUAUUGAAGCUCGUAUCCAUGAAUACAAUGCAGUUAUUUACAUUGCAGUUUCUAAAAACUGGGCCUGUGCGAAAAUUAAUUUGGUCUAAAGCAAAUUUCUCUGAAAGUAAAGAUGUUACAAAUGUUUUUUCUAGAGAAGCAAACUCAUCAGUGGUGCAGAUAAGCAGUGUUGCAUUUAUAGAACUAAGAGUCAAAUCUAUGAUUAUAUAUUUCAAAUAAGUAUAACAGCCAAAAUAGAUUUUAUUUAUAUACAAAGCAGUUUUUCUUUCUUCUGGCCAAGCAAAAGUAUAACUUUUCAAAUGCAUAGGUUUAAAACAGGGUUGAACAGGGGUUAUUUUAUGAGAUGCAAAGUAUUUGUAUAUGUAAUCAGUCCUAUUUAAAUUUUAAAAUCUUAAUCAUUACUCGUGUUGCAAGAAAGUAGGAAAGAAAUGUGUCAGCUAGUUGUGUUAAUGUGUUUCAGCAGGCAGAGUAGAGACAUCAAUGUAUGCCAGCUGUACACACAUGAACAUUUCUGUUGGUUAUUUAAAAUGACUGGUUCUCAUCAAGGCAGACGUGGAUGCCAGUGCUUGACAUUUGGGUUUUGGUCAAUGACAUGAAGGACUGUCCCCUUUGUUGUUUAGUUUAGUUUUUUGUUCAGCCCACUUCUUACAUGCUGGAAAUAUCCCGGGCCAAAUGGUAUUCAAUGGAAUUAUUACUGGUUUAUUUGGUUGAUGUUUUAGUUGAUCAUUGGUUGAAAAUGAUCAAAGUACUAAAAUUCUUCAGACCUGUGAUAUUUUUUAACUUUCUCGCAUUUUAUUCGAUCCUAAAACAUAUAUGCUGUGUUUUUUUUCCUGACAUGUCAUUUUACACUUUUUUCAAAAGAAAUCUCUAUCAUUACUGUUUGGCCCUGGUUUUACCUUUUUUGUGUUAUAUUUUUCAAUCUUUCACCGGCUCCCUGGCCUUUAUUGUAGGUAGGAUACUGUUAUUUCCUCUUGCACUUGAAACUGAGAAAGUCAGAGGAGGUAUUAUUUUAAUCUAUGCAGGAUUUUUACAAAAAAAAGUAUCAGUUUCUGUUUAGGCUUGGGAUUUUUUCCCCCUCUUCUUUUUUUUCUGCCUCAAAAAGAAACCUGUUUAACUCAAGUGUCCAAUGCCUUUAGCUUUUGCAAUUUUGUGUACUGGUUUAGUAAAUAUAUAUAAAUAUAUAUAUGUGUGUGUGUGUAUAUAGAUCUGUUUUUAUAACCAAACACAGAUGGCUUGAGCCAUUUUGUACUUAAAGCUGGAGGCCACUUUUCUCAUAGGAAUUCCUCUGUGGGUUUUGCCAGCCCAGUCAAUGUCUUCAUACACUGGUACACUUUGUAAGUACAGGUCCGCGCCUUGUGUUCCCUACACUAUCUUGUAGUCAAAUGUACAAAUUUAGCAUUAGAAUAAUUUUUAACAGUUUGCUACUCACACUUAUUUAUUUUUCUGCCCCUUUGCUUAAUGUUUUUUUUUUUUUUUCUAUUUUUCCUUUUUAAGGAGUACCAUUUUAUGAAAUAGGAAGAUGUAAAUGUAUUGGGGAUGUUCAUGAUGAGAUUUCAUUGUAAGUAGUAAUUAAUAUUAAUUCUAACUUGAAAGAAUCCAGGGUAAGAUGAGUUUUUUUGACAUUCAGUAGGAAGAUGUUAACACUUGCAUGUUUCUAUUUAAAUACAAAUGUAUAAAUUGUAAAUAUAACAUUUCUUUAAGGGUGAAUUUCUACUACAGGUUGACAUUUUUAUUGAAAUUUAAAAAUGCUGUAAAUACAUUUGUGAGAUACUUUAUGCACAUUUUUUUCCUCUCUGUGGGCUUUUGUGUUUUCUUCUUCUAAGCUGUUACAGACGACAUCUCUGUCUCUGAACACUGUAUAUCAAAUUGAUCUCUCAGUCCUUUUCUUAUACGUGCUCGUAUACUUUGUCUCCUGCUUCACUGUCUCUCAGUAUCAUGGUCGCCACAUAAUCAUUUAAUGUCUCUUGAUCCAAGUGCGAAUAUUUUGUCUUCCCUCUAUUUGAUACGGAAGUGUGUACUUUGAUGAAAUGUAUAUUGUUGAUCUCAUGGGAUGGAUGGAUGCAUGGCGGUUGGCGUGUACAGUCUUAUGUAAAACCACGUCUUGUUUCUUCCUCACAAGAGUAUUAACUAUUUGUCCCUUUUGAACAAUUGGUCCAACAUGUCUUUUGAAACAGAGGUAUUUCUCUACACGUCAAAACAGUUGUAGCAGUUUAUACAGUAUGUUGUAUAACACCUUUUUUCUAAAAGUCGUCUCACAAUUGAGACAAGCAGCAUACACUAUGUACAAUAGUCUAAAUUGGAUUAGUUUUAAGAGAACUGAUGAUAGAAAUACUAUAUAUGAUGGAUGCAAUAUGAUUAAAGGUACUCAUUGAGUUUGAUCUUCAAACUUAGGUUAUGUAAUUUAAAAGCAUUCUUGUGAAGUGAGUAUUAAUUGUGACUAAUGAGAGUCUGUCCUGAAUAUUCUUUGUAUUUUGUCGUAUUGAGAAUAAAAUAUAUAUGAAUAUG
Scomber scombrus (Atlantic mackerel) is the source of this 7670-nucleotide messenger RNA. It is a transcript of the gene aff4, whose product is annotated as AF4/FMR2 family, member 4. Lineage: Eukaryota; Metazoa; Chordata; Actinopteri; Scombriformes; Scombridae. Gene Ontology annotation, cellular component: super elongation complex; nucleus. The coding region runs from base 298 to 3765 and encodes 1155 amino acids. Gene Ontology annotation, biological process: regulation of gene expression. The transcript is spliced from 21 exons. The record is from RefSeq and is a predicted model, not a curated record.